CUCCGCCCGCCGGUCUCCCGCCCUUCGCCUCCCUCCUCGAGCUCCGCCCAACCUGCCUCCGCCUCCGAGCGGGCGACGCUCGCACCUGCGCUCGCCGCUCCAAGAACCAGCCGCCCCGGAUCGACGAGAUCCAGCCCAGCGACGGGACCUGACAUGGGCACUUCAUAGCGACCUCUAGCCGCCGCGGCGCGUGUGGUCCAGCACCGACCACUGACAGUGCGAGCAACGACGAAGACGAAGGCGGCGUUAGAGGCCAGCUGGAACUGGAGGAUUACACACAGCUACAGAAGGCGACGUCAGCACAAGCGAGGGACAAGUCCAAGCAAGGAGAGGACGACGUCGCCGGUGGUACUGCAGACGACACCGGGUCUUCGUGAACCCGAACCAGGUGCUGCAGAUGGCCCCGCCCCUCGCGAGGCCAUGCCGGCCGUUCUGCUCUUAUACUCCGAGAAUGGAGGGAGUUGACAAAGAGAAGGUGCAGAAGGUAAUCUAUGAAAUGAGCAAGGGUUCAAAGUAUUUUGAAAAUGAGCAGAGGAAGGAGGCAUUGACCAAACAAAAGAUUGAACAUCUCCGUGCACAGUGUGCGACAUUGACUGAUAAUGAUUUAUCACAUUUUCAGAAGGUUGCGGAAAGGAAAAUGUUGGAGUUAGAGGCGUCACGGGAUCUUUCAAAGAUAUGGCUUCACACUGACAUGGAUGCCUUUUAUGCUGCUGUCGAGACAUUGGAGGAUCCAUCCUUGAAGGGAAAACCAUUGGCAGUUGGUAGCAUGUCUAUGAUAACUACUGCCAGUUAUGAGGCACGAAAGUUUGGAGUUCGUGCAGCAAUGCCUGGUUUCAUUGGAUGUAAACUAUGUCCUGGCCUGGUUUUUGUCAGACCAAACUUUGAGAGAUACACUCAUUAUAGUGAGCUGACAAGAAAAGUUUUCCAGAGUUAUGAUCCCAGUUUCAUCGCAACAAGUCUAGAUGAAGCAUACCUCAACAUAACAAGUGUCUGCAUUGAGAGAAGCAUUACAGGAGAGGAGGUUGCUACUGAGCUUAGGGCUGCCAUUCACCAGGAAACUGGCCUAACAUGCAGUGUAGGGGUUGCCCCAAACCGCAUGAUUGCAAAGGUUUGUUCUGAUAUUAACAAGCCCAAUGGACAGUUUAUUUUGCCAAAUGAUCGAGAAGCUGUAUUGACAUUUGUAUAUACAUUGCCUAUAAGAAAGAUAGGUGGCAUAGGUAAGGUGACAGAACAGAAGUUACGUCAGGUUCUUGGAAUCAGUACAUGUCAGGAGAUGCUGCAGAAGGCUGCUUUCUUAUGCGCUCUUUUUUCUGAAUGCUCAGCUGAUUUCUUUCUUUCGGUUGGUCUUGGAUUAGGAGGUACAGAAACUCCAAAGCAAAGGCAAAGGAAAAGUAUCGGUUGUGAGCGAACUUUCAUAGCAACAGAUGAUUCUUCUUUGCUUUUCGAGAAAUUAGCUAACCUCGCUGAAAACUUAAUGGAUGAUUUGCAAAAGGAGGGUUUGAAAGGAAAGACACUAACACUCAAACUAAAGACUGCAGAUUUUGAGGUUCGGACGAGAGCAGUAACUACACGAGGCUAUAUCAACUCCAAGGAAGACAUCCUGAUCUACGCUACUAAGUUGCUUAAGGCUGAAAUGCCUCUUUCUUUGAGAUUGAUGGGUUUGCGGAUGUCUCAGCUUCAUGAUGAGAAGGAUGAUUCAUCUACUUCAACACAAAAGACGAUAGAUAUAUUUUUUCGCUCAUCAAACAGUAAUUUAAAUGUCAAUGGAACAAAUGUUCAGAGUAUCACUAAUAUCUCAGGGCAGGAUAAUGGUCCUAUUAGUGUGACAACCGAGGAUGGGUACUUGGUACCUGAUAGUGGAACUGGUGCGUCCACAGAUCAACAGGAUUUCUUUGUCCAUGAUGAGAGCAUUUUCAUCCCAGAACAAAGGAAUUUAGUCAAUUACAAUAACGAGGCUGUCUUAAGCAAUCCGGUUAUCGGUGAUGGCCUAGGUGGAGCAAAGAUAGAUGAUGUCACUCACACUGCAAAGGUUAUGAACUCUGAGAAGCUUGAUGAUGUUGGCCAGUUUAUCAGUCACGAAGCUACAGCUUCAUCAGGUAAACCUGGUCAGCAGUUAUGGAUUGAUGGCUACAUUUGCUCCAUUUGUGGGUUUGAACUACCUCCAGGAUUUGAGGAGGAGAGGCAAGAACAUUCAGAUUUUCACUUCGCUGAAUCUCUACAGCAGGAAGAAACAGUUGAUAGUAAAAGACCCAUUUGCAGCGAAAGGCUGGCUGAAAAACAAUGCUCUACUACACCCUCACCCAAGAAAAAGCUGGCUGAAAAACAAUGCUCUACUACUACACCCUCACCCAAGAAAAAGCUGAAGUCUUCCAAAGGAGGAAAGCAUAUUCCAAUUGAUGCCUUUUUUGCAAAGUGCAAAAAGAACUUGUAAGAUAGGAUUUGCUGGCGACUUUGUAACAAUGGGUGUGCCAGCCAAGUGUUGAACGUGUAACUUUAUUCUUCAUGAGAGUAAUAUGUAAAUAUCAGUUCAGCACUUUGCUCCUGGCUGUGAAAGGGCAGCUCCAAGAUCUCCAAAAAUUUGAGUCACAGAAGUCACAGUAAAAUUAGAGAUUUUUUUAAUUUUCAAAUUUAUAUGAGUUUGCUACGUUGAGGUCCAAGCAA
Molecule: messenger RNA, 2661 nt
Organism: Panicum virgatum (switchgrass)
Lineage: Eukaryota; Viridiplantae; Streptophyta; Magnoliopsida; Poales; Poaceae
Product: DNA polymerase kappa
Exons: 14
Coding region: 398-2431 (677 amino acids)
Biological process (GO): error-prone translesion synthesis
Cellular component (GO): nucleus
Molecular function (GO): DNA-directed DNA polymerase activity; damaged DNA binding
Source: RefSeq, a predicted model, not a curated record